Messenger RNA from Aplosporella prunicola CBS 121167, 2943 nucleotides. RefSeq lists its product as uncharacterized. Bases 1 to 2943 code for a protein of 980 amino acids. Lineage: Eukaryota; Fungi; Ascomycota; Dothideomycetes; Botryosphaeriales; Aplosporellaceae. The record is from RefSeq and is a predicted model, not a curated record. The transcript has 2 exons.
AUGUCGUCUGGAAAGGAGCUCGAGGCACCCCACACCCUGGCCUCGCUGCCGAAACCCAUCGAUGCCCUCAACGGCCGCACUCUGGCCUCGACCGUUUACAGCUUGAGCGGCGCGCGGAAAAGAAAGAGGUCGGAGAUUGCUGUGGCUGUUGACGGCGACGGGUUGAGUAUCUACAAUGUCCAAACGCCGCGCCUUGUCACUUCGUACGCGCUUCCUCCUCAGACAUCCUUCGUUGCUCCAUCGUGUUCCGUACACGCCAGAGUGACCAAGCACCGGCCUGCGAAGCGCUUCACCUAUGCCGCAAUUCAGGAGGGUGCUGGCAGCGCCAGGCGCCAAAUUCUUUGCUUCGCCGAGGAAGUACACGCAACCGCACCAACCGGAAAUCCCGACAAGACGGCGUACACAAUCCCCGCGGAAUCUAGCGCAAUCUUCUCAAUCGAUGUGCUUCCCCUGAAACCUGCGCAAGGAUCGGAAGAAGACCCUCACGAGGUUGUCGUGGUCUUUGAGGAUGGCCGAAUUGAUUCCUUCUCCGCCGAUCUGCAAACACUCAAAUGGUCCGCGAAUGUCAAUGCUCCGUCGAAUGAUGCACAACCCGUCAAGGUUGAAUUCGCUGCGUACACGGAUGCGUCUGCUGCAAGGCGGGGGCUGUUCAAGAGUCGCGAAGAUGUCAUCGCAGCGUUGGACCCCAGCAUGGAGGGACAAUCUGAGCUUCUUGACGCCACGGUGCUACUUUGUCUGGUCACGCGCCCUGUGGAUGAGGCCGCUCUCAAAGCCGAUGGUCGUAGCCUUCAAGUUUGCUGUAUCCGACCAAAGACUAUGGGAGGCAUCACGAUCAACAGGCCAGUCGUGCAAAACAUUCUCACGCUAGGCGUUCCGCCGGUGAAGAUUGAGAGCGAUGUGUCCGAGUCUCAACCUUCGUAUUCUUUGCACGUGUCCACGGGCCUGUUGUACCAGCUCAUUUCCGGUUGCAUCAUUACCUACGACUUUUCCACAACCACCCCACGGAUGAGGUCCGAUCUCACAGUACCCGGCACUCCGUUGCAAAACUUCAUUCGCAUUUCGUCGUCGCUCCUGAUGGCGGCAUCGGCCGUUUCUUGUGGUCUCUACGAUGUCAAAUACAACUCCGUGCAGGCAAUCUUGCCAUUGAGUCACGAGAAGGUUGAGACUGGCAAAAGCAAGAAACGCAAGCAAUCGGAAUCUGUCGAAAACUCGUCUCCGCUUACGCUUGUCAACUAUCUUGCUGAGCUUGGUCUCGUGGUUGGUCUGGCCAACGGCGAGCUGAUCGGUCUGCAAGUGGGCUCGGACGUGUCCGCUUCGAAGAGGAGCAAGGUGAAGGGAGGUCUGCUGAUCGAUGCGAUUGGCAAGGGAGUGGGGCGUAAGCCCGUCAUUACCGAAGCCCCAGAGCGCUCCACAUACCCUCUGGGUGUUUGCCUUGUCAACCCUGCGGAUUCGUCAAGCAAAGAGUGGCAUCGCACUCGGAAGCAGCUCGAUGCAUUCGUCAAAGAAGAUAACCUGAAAGGGUUUGAGGAACUGUUUUCGAGGGAAGUCGGCAUUGCGCUAAAGGGAAAGGGCGAGGAGCCCAAACUCAUUACCGAAGACGAGCAGACUGAGGACAAGGUCAACGGCACCGCCGAGCUUCCCGGGGCUGAUGGCGUCAAGGCGGACGAACAACCAAAAAUCAACGGCGUGUCUGAGGACGAAUCUGAUCUCCAAGAGUGGAAUUUCCCCGAAACCGCCUGGGAUGUCAACCUACAGACCAAACGUCACAAAGCGGUCUACCUGUUGAGCAAAAUCUUUGCUCUUUCCUCUGGCAAGAAGGAAGUCAUUGCAAGUGGAGCGGAGAAACCGUCUUCGCUGAGGAUACGAUUCUUCCCGCCUAACGCCUUCCAAUGGCUUGUUUGGACUGGGUUCCUCGCCACUGACAUGAUCAGACAAGCGAUGCGCAAGUCUUCGGACGAGACCGUCCAAGCCAUCGACGCCGGUGAUGUUAUUACUGCUCUUUUCAACUUUGAUCCUGAUAUGCACGUCCUUUGUGAUGUGCUGAAGGGUCACCCAGGCCUCGACGUCGAGCUUGUCGUGCAGGCGAUCAAGGUUCUCAUCCAAAGCCUUCAAGCAACGCCCUUCCCUGAGCUCAAGGAGCGUCUUCUCACAGCCGGCUCGGAGCAACCGGAAGACGCCGCUGACCAGGAAAAGGCCGACGAAGAAUUCGAGACUGAGGCGGACGCCGCUGCCUCUGCCCUCGCAAAGGCUGAAUCACUUCUCGAGACUGGCCUCCACGUCCGCUCGCAGUCGCUCCUCGAGGCCCUGAGAAAACUGCACACCUUCCCUCCGCCGCUGAUCUCCCGUACCCUCCGCAAGUCACUGACGCACCACGAGAUUCUUUUCCUGAUGGACAUCCUCCGCCUCGAGAUCCACCAAGGCGGCUGGAUCCAGCGCUAUCUGGAAGAAGGCCCCGACGGCAAGUCUGCCUCGGACUCCACCGGCGACCCCUCUGACCGCGCCAUCGUUAUAAUCGCGGACCUGCUCUCCUGCGCGCUCGACGCGGUCGGCGCUGGCGGCUGGCUCACCUCCGGCUCGGACCGCACCUCGGAGGUUGUGUACAACCUGCGGCAAGAGAUCUCGGCCGCGCUCGAGGGCAUCCACGAAGCGGCGUUCAUGAAGGGCCUAUUAGGCGACUUCCUGCGCUUUGGCUGGAAGAAGAAGACGACGCAGCAGCCGACCAACGCGCGGAACCUGGAGAAGAAGGGCAAGCCGGUCACGGUGCAGCAGAACUCGGGCGACGCGGAGAGCAGGGUGCUGCCGCUGGGCUUCAAGGUCGAGGGCAAGGUUGCGGACACGCGGACGACGCUGGCGGGCGAGGUCAAGCAGCUGAGCAAGCGGGAUAUUGGCAGGCAGAUUAGUAUGCGGGUGGGCAAGUACAGCUUUGAGAGGGUUGUUAUCUAG